AUGCCUUUCCUGACAGACCUCCGUUUCGCUGAACUCGCGCAGGACAUCGCUUGUGAUGUGCAUUCCAAGACUCAGGAGGAUGACAACAUCCUCAAGAUCCAAGAAAUCUCCAGGGCGUUUGUGUCGGACACUCUCACAGUACCGACCAAGGAGAUGAAUGCCUAUGCUCUCCGUGCGUCCCUCGGAGACGAUGUGUAUUUCGAGCCAUCCACCGCCUUGCUUGAAUCCCACAUCGCAAAGAUCACCGGAAAAGAAGCAGGCCUCUUUCUACCUACGGGCACGAUGUCGAAUCAAGUUGCCCUCAGGACUCACUUGCAGCAGCCUCCAUAUUCAGUCAUCACAGAUGCACGGGCCCACAUAUACCGCAUGGAAGCUGGCGGCGCCGCUUUUCACUCAGGUGCCAACAGUAUCCCAAUUAUUCCCGCUAACGAACACCAUCUUACCUGGGGGACAUUGAACCUCGUAUUGUCUCUGGCACAGAUGUCCAUGUCGCUUGAGAAUACUCUGAAUGGAACCAUUAUUCCACAGGACGACGUGAUUGAAAUUUCAAAGAACGCACAUAGUCGGGGUAUCAUCAUGCACCUCGACGGUGCGCGCAUCUGGCAUGUUGCAGCAGAGACCGGGUUGUCCAUGAAAGAGCUUUGUGACCCAUUUGAGUCUGCGAGCUUAUGUCUUAGCAAAGGACUCGGUGCACCCAUCGGAACUGUCCUAGUUGGUUCAACGCCAUUUAUAACCAAGGCGCGAUGGUUCCGAAAGCUCUUUGGUGGGGGUAUGCGCCAGACCGGAUACAUGGCUGGCUGUGCUGCAUACGCGCUUACUUACAAUUUCCCUAUGCUCCCUCGCGUGCACGCCCUUGCAAAGCGGAUGCAGCAGGGCCUAGAACAACUCGGCGUUGGCAUCUUGAGUCCCGCUGAAACUUGCAUGUUGUUCUAUGACCCUUCGCCUAUUAGGGUCGAAUACUGGGAAGUAGUCGAGCGGGCCGCACAACUCCCAGAUCCCAUUAAGCUGAAUGGGUCUCGCCUUCUAAUGCACAUUCAGACAUCGCCUCAAGCAAUAGAAGACUUCCUGGAGCUCCUGCGUACGCUCAAAGAAGAGAAGGCUGCUGCGGGAUGGAAACCCGAGAAUGCACCGCCCAAGAAGAAGUCCCUGUUUAGAGAUGUGUACGUCAAGGCCGUUAGACCAACGUAG
Molecule: messenger RNA, 1188 nt
Organism: Suillus subaureus
Lineage: Eukaryota; Fungi; Basidiomycota; Agaricomycetes; Boletales; Suillaceae
Product: pyridoxal phosphate-dependent transferase
Exons: 8
Coding region: 1-1188 (395 amino acids)
Biological process (GO): glycine biosynthetic process; L-threonine catabolic process
Cellular component (GO): cytosol
Molecular function (GO): L-allo-threonine aldolase activity
Source: RefSeq, a predicted model, not a curated record